Messenger RNA from Hibiscus syriacus, 1851 nucleotides. RefSeq names its product putative E3 ubiquitin-protein ligase RING1a. The transcript has 10 exons. Lineage: Eukaryota; Viridiplantae; Streptophyta; Magnoliopsida; Malvales; Malvaceae. Bases 88 to 1542 code for a protein of 484 amino acids. The record is from RefSeq and is a predicted model, not a curated record.
CCUGGUCGUCGUCCUCCCUCUUCGGCUGGGUGUCUCUGUCUCUGUUAGAAUAAAGGAGUCUCAUAAUCGACGGACCAAAACGCAUCAAUGCCCGCCCAGAAGCGGCCGUUUCUGGAGAAUCUCGACGAUGAAGAGUCCAGCCUCCAUCACCAAAGCCACACCAAGCAAUCUCGGAACGAAGAUGGCCAACACGAAGCUCAAGGCGACACGACCCAAGUGGAAGAACAACACCCCGAGCCGGAGCAAGAAAAGCAGCACCAGAAACAAGACCCCGAUGACCAGAACCACCAAACUCAACAACUCCAAACCGACGACGAAGAUGAAGACGACGAUGAUGAAGAAGACGACGAAGAUGAUUCUGAUGGGAGACAAUCUUCUACUUCUCAAGAGAAACCCGAAUUUGUGUUCGUAGAGCUACCAGAAAUUCGUAAAGAUGUUCAAUGUCCAAUUUGUUUAGGAAUCAUAAAGAAAACAAGAACUGUAAUGGAAUGCCUACACCGUUUUUGCAGAGAAUGCAUUGACAAAUCAAUGCGACUGGGGAACAAUGAGUGUCCUGCUUGCCGUACGCAUUGUGCUAGUCGACGUUCUUUAAGAGAUGAUCCAAACUAUGAUGCCUUAAUUGCAGCUCUAUAUCAAGAUAUUGAUAAGUAUGAAGAAGAGGAAUUGGCUUUUCAUGAAGAGGAACGAACUCGCAAUAAGCAGAUUCAAGCAUCAAUUGCUCAAAUUUUUCAGAGACAAUCAGAAGCACUCGUUAAGCGACGUAGUCUUGGUAAAGAAAGCAGCACAGGUGGCUUUAUGACUAGAUCACAACGCCAUCAUCGUAGUAGUCAUCCUCGUAGGCGAAGGAACUCUCGAGGAGCUGAGCAUCAAGGAUCCGAAGACAACGAAGAUGAAAAUGAUGAUAAUGAAGGUAAAAAGUCAUCCGCAGACGAGCGCUGUACUGAAGUGAGGCAGAGAAGGCGCAAAAGACGGACUGGAAUCCGGAUGUCCCUGCCUUCAUCAGUGGUAAAUUCAGAUGGUGGAUAUGUUGAAAAUGAUACAGAAGUGUUUAGAGACGGCAGAGGAAUUUCUCCUGGGCACCCUGAUAUGCUUGCUUGGGGAAGAGGUGGUGCUCGGAGUCACACUCGACAUGGAAAUAUGGCCAGUGGCAGUAGCAAGAGUUCACAUGCUCGCUUAAACAGAUUGGUAGAGCAUCUUAGGAGCUUGGAGGAAAAUGAUGAUGAGUUGGAUGUUCAUCUCCAGCUUAUUUCGGUGGAUGAACACAGUACAUCAAGUUUGCAGCAACCUUACCUUUGUUGUCGGCCCAGUCUGUCAGUUAAGCAGCUAUACGAAUACAUUGCUCUUCAGACGCCAUUGCGAGCUGAAGAAGUAGAAAUAUUAAUGGUAAAAGGACCAUACCAUACUGAUUACAACUGCGCCAACCUAUCGGACAAUGCAUUGCAAGUCUUGGAAGGUCAAGAAACUUUGGCAGGGCUUAAGGUCAAGUACAGUUCCAGAAUAAAUAAUUUGAUUCUAGCAUAUCGUCAGAGGCAAAGUAGCUAAGCAAAUUCUUUCGCAAUGUCGAAAACAAAGGUUCUGUUCUACAAGACGAGUGGUUGUUAACCGUUGAAAUAUGAUAAUCUAAAUUUGAGUUUUGUACGUGGUGGUUUGAUGAAACCAUUGUUUGCCUUGGCUUCUAAGUGACAAUUUAGGACAUUCGAGUCGGGAUCUUCGAGGAUGCUCGCAGGAACUCAAGCGUUCGCCUUUUACUUGGUGCUAGGACUGGAUGGAAAAUCGAAGAUAGAGAAAACUAGAAAAGUGGAAAGGUAUCAUCUUUUUGUUCUUCAAAAAAUCAUAUAUUUGCGUGUUUGU